AUGGGCAGCGCCACCAGCAAAGCGGGCGACGCGAAUCCCAAGAACUUAGGAGCAGACCCGAACGACCCAAAUGCGUUCCCGCUACAUCACCAUCCGUAUUAUAACCAGGCACAGCAGCAGCAAGGUCGCAAUUUUGACGGAAGCAGUGAAGGAAAACACUCGCAACAGCCCUAUUAUGCCGGCCAAAGCAAUGCGACCGAGGCAAUGGAAGUGGAUCCGCCUACUGAGACCUCUUCGGAGGGGGACAAUGCACAGACUGUAGACGUCACGGUGCCGCCUGGGGAGGACGUUGUGCCCAUGGUGUUCAAAUGGGAACACGGCGGACGCAACGUGUUCAUCACGGGCACAUUCAAUGGGUGGGACAAGCAGUGCCCAAUGCACCGAUCUGGCAACGAUUUCACGUACAUCGCCAACCUCACGCGGGGGAAGCACAUGUACAAGUUUGUGGUGGACGACGACUGGCGGUUCGCCCCCGACCAGCUCACAAUGGCAGAUGUAGAAGGCAACGUUAAUAACUAUGUGGACGUAUCGGACUUUGCGCCGCUCUCCGACUUUGACGGGAAGAACAGGCAGGACGACGACGAAGACCCCGAGAACCCGUACGCACGGUACAUCCCCGAGAUCGACGAGUACACGAAGGAGCCACCUCCGCUCCCACCUCAUUUGCGGCACAUAAUUUUGAACAAGGCGCCGCCGACAGUCGAUGGGCGAUUGCUGCCUGUGCCUCAGCACGUGGCGCUCAACCAUCUUUAUUGCACUGCGAUCAAAGAUGGAAUGAUGGUGCUGGGCAUCACUAACCGCUACAAGCAGAAGUUCGUGACCACCGUUUAUUAUAGCCUCAUGCCUGGCGCCAACUAG
Molecule: messenger RNA, 858 nt
Organism: Phytophthora infestans T30-4
Lineage: Eukaryota; Oomycota; Peronosporomycetes; Peronosporales; Peronosporaceae
Product: 5'-AMP-activated protein kinase subunit beta, putative
Exons: 3
Coding region: 1-858 (285 amino acids)
Biological process (GO): signal transduction
Cellular component (GO): nucleotide-activated protein kinase complex; cytoplasm; nucleus
Molecular function (GO): protein kinase binding
Source: RefSeq, a predicted model, not a curated record